CGAUCGGACAUCAGUCGCUGCUCAUCGGCACUCAAGGCGUUUUUUUUUUGGAAUUGGUAUCAUCGCAUCAAGUGGAUUAGUAGUCAGCAUGAAGGUCUUCGUUUGCAUGUGUGCUCUGUUCGCUGUGGCCAACGCUGGCUUCCUGGGACUCCUCGGCGGAGGCGGCGGUCUUGGUGGCGGCAGCGGUGGCCUUAGCAUUGGAGGCGGUGGUGGUGGCAACGGAGGCGGCGGCGGCGGUGGCGGUGGUCGCGGCUACGGCGGUCCAGGUCCCAGCGCUCCCGUCCAGGUGGUCAAGGUGAUCCACCAGCAGGGCGGCGGUGGCGGCGGCGUUGGCUACUCCUCCGGCGCCAGCUAUGGCGGUGGCUACAGCUACGAAGCUGCUCCCCAGAUCUUCAAGGUGAAGGUCAUCUCUGGCGGCAGCAGCGGUGGCUAUGGACCCGCUCCCGCUCCCAUUUAUUCGGCUCCUGCUGGCCCCGCUCCCUCCUCCGUUAAGGUGAUCAAGAUCCUGCAGGAGUCCGCUCCCGUGGCUGGACCCGCUUUCAUUGGCGGCUCUUCAGGUGGCUCUUCCGGUGCCGUGUCCCAGGUCAUCAAGGUCGUUCACGAGAGCGGCAGCUCGUCGGGUGGCUACGCUUCCGGCGGUUACGCCUCCGGUGGUUACUCUUCGGGUGGUGCCGCCAAGGUGGUGCGUGUGAUCCAUGAGCACGCCGCUCCAGCUGUCGCACCCGCCUACGCUCCCAUCGAUUUGCCCGCACCAGUGGCUGCCCCAGUGGCUUCUUAUCUGCCUCCUCAGGAGAUCGCUGCUCCAGCUCCGGCUCCAGUUUAUGCCGCUCCUGCUCCAGCUCCAGUCUACGCUGCUCCCGCUCCAGCACCAGUCUAUGCUGCUCCUGCUCCAGCUCCAGUCUACGCUGCUCCCGCUCCAGCACCAGUCUAUGCUGCUCCUGCUCCCGCUCCAGUCUACGCUGCUCCCGCUCCAGCUCCAGUCUAUGCCGCCCCUGCUCCCGCUCCCGUGUACUCUGCUCCUGCUCCCGCUCCCGUGUACUCUGCUCCCGCUCCCGCUCUAGAGUACUCUGCUCCUGCUCCAGCUCCCGCUCCAGUGUACGCCGCUCCUGCUCCCGCUCCAGUGUACUCCGCACCUGCCCCAGCUCCAGUGUACGCCGCCCCAGCUCCCGCUCCCGUCCUGAGUGUGCCACAUCCCGCUCCUGCACCCGUUUUUGCUCCCGAGGAGCAGUCCCUGCCCAUCGGCCACGCCCCUGCCCAAACCUACGGCCCACCAGCGUACUAGAGAGACUAGCCAUCAAUUGGAGGACCUUCCUGCUAACUACAUCGACAGCAUAUUACCAUUCCUACACAACGCCAUGAGUUAAUUUAAGACAUUUUUUUUACAACACAUUUUUUUGUUACCAAAUACAUAGACAAUUCCAAAAAAAAAUGCACAUUUUGUAUUUCAACUAGUAUCAACUUGAUAAAAGGUUAAAAAAUGGAUUACCAUCUAUCCAUCAAAAGUGCAUUUUUUUGAAACAUUCAUUUAUUCUUAUGUUUCGUAUAGAAAACUGAAAAACUUCAAAUCCAAUUUGCUUUUUAUUACUACUUCAUAGGAGAAAUUUCAACAUGAUUUUUUUCACGAUAGAUUUGCAUACUUUCAUACGAGGCAAUACACCAGAUGAAAUACAAACUAUACUAAACGUUAAGAUUAAAGACGAGCUCAUUUACAAAUUGUAA
This is a messenger RNA of Drosophila yakuba, 1719 nucleotides long. RefSeq names its product skin secretory protein xP2. Gene Ontology annotation, cellular component: RNA polymerase II transcription regulator complex. The record is from RefSeq and is a predicted model, not a curated record. The transcript has 2 exons. Lineage: Eukaryota; Metazoa; Arthropoda; Insecta; Diptera; Drosophilidae. Bases 89 to 1282 code for a protein of 397 amino acids. Gene Ontology annotation, biological process: positive regulation of transcription by RNA polymerase II. Gene Ontology annotation, molecular function: transcription coactivator activity.